AUGGACAAGUAUCAAAGGGUGAAGGUCCUUGGGAAGGGCAGCUUUGGCAGCGCCAUCCUCAUCAAGCGCAAGACAGAUGGGCUCCUGUUCGUGGUAAAGGAGGUGGGGAUGACGAGGAUGAGCAAGAAAGAGCGAGACGAGGCGCGGCACGAGUGUACCGUGUUGCAGCAGCUGCAACACCCCAACAUUGUCCGCUACGUCGAGCAGUUUGAGAAUAACAAUAACCUUUACAUCGUCAUGGAAUACUGCGACGGUGGAGACUUGGCGGAGAAGGUGAAGCACAGCCGCGGCCCUAUGAAGGAGGCGAGCAUGUUGUACUACUUCUCGCAAAUCUGUCUCGCGAUCGAGUACCUGCACGCUCGCCACAUCCUGCACCGCGACAUCAAAACCAUGAACGUCUUCCUCAUGAAAAACGGCGCGGUGAAGCUCGGCGACUUUGGCAUAUCGACGGUGCUGCGCACGACGAUGGGCAUGGCGAACACGGUGUGCGGGACCCCCUACUACUUCUCCCCGGAGCUGUGCCGCAACCGGCCGUACAAUAACAAGAGCGACAUCUGGGCUCUCGGCGUGUUGAUGUACGAGUGUGCCACCGGUGGACGCCACCCAUUCGAUGGCACCAGCAUGAAUCAGCUCAUGCAGCGCAUUGUGCAGGGCCACUACGCGCCCCUCUCCAGCCAGUACUCCUCGGACUUCCGCAAGAUGGUUGACUGGUGUCUCCAGAAGGACCCAGCUAAGCGGCCCAGCAUCAAGCAGACACUCGCCCUGCCACUGAUGCGCCGCUCUCUUGAACAGCUAGAGGAGAACUUAAUGCUCGCCACCCAGUGCCGGGUGCGCUUAAAGGACAUCAUCGACUUCGAAGGCGGCAUAGAUCAGGAGGAGCGCAAGGGCAGCUCGCCGCAGCCCUCUCCGAAGCCCUCCCCUCGCGCAGUCGCCAAGGAUGGGGUAUCACCCGGGCAGGCGGCUGCUCUCGCGAUGGCGCGUCAAAAUUUAUCCCCAGUAUUCCAGCCACCGACGUCGCCAUCGCAUUCGCCGAUGGCCUCCCCCGAACGCGGCGGUGGCGCGCCAGCGGCGUUGGGGCCAAAGCCGUCUGCUGCCGUCCAGCAAAGCCCCACGGCGAGUCCAAAGCAAGGCAACGACGCUCACCGCUUCUACAGUCCCUGCCACAAGAGACCCAUCGCCAACCCUCUGCUGCCGGGUGGUGGCGCCAGACCCGCUCCAGCCGAAUCUCCGAGCGGCGCUGUUCCCCCGCCCCUCGCCCAGCGGCCCCUUGGGGAGCCGCAUCACACACCUCCGUUGCGCAUCAAAGUUACCCUCGGCGGUGCUGGAAAUCGGCGUGGUCUUGCCGCCGCAGCAUUGCCAGCAGCGGCAGCGGCACCGGCACCUGCCCCUGGGCCCUCUCCCAAUGCAGCGGAUGCAUUUCACGCUGACAUGCGCCGUGUGGACGCCAUCAUAGCCCGCUAUGGCCGCAACGCGGACGAGAAGGCAAAAGAGACGAUCCACGCGUACAUGCGCCGCAAGCACGAGGCGUACCUGAAGCGGCAGAAGGAGGAAAUCGAGGCCCGUGAGCGACGCAACAGGAUGCGCAAAGAAGAGCUGCGCCGCGUUCUGGAGAAUCAGCGGCUGGCUGCUUCUCCUCUCCGCAACAACGACCGCCGCAACAGUCCGCAGCUGAACAACGUCAACCUGAACGGGUACCCUGAUGAUCGUUCGCCAUUUAGAGGCAGUCCACAGCCCCGCGCCAAGCCGGAGAACGCCCACCUGCCCUCCCGCACCCCGCCGUCAUCGCCGCUACAGGAUAAGGAGCCCGUCUUUGGCCGUGACCCGCGUCGCGGCGCCCCUCCUGGAGAGCGUGCGAGCCGCCCCACGACACCGCAGCAGCAGCGCGUGCCACAGCAGCCGCCUAGUCCAGCGGCAGCCGCUCCGAAUGGAAAUCCCCUGCCGAAGACGCCGCCGCGCAGAGUCGUGUACGCGGCGAAUUCGCCACAACAGGCGCACCCUCCCUCUCAACACUGCACCGAGGCACCGGAGGCACGCCGCGCCGUCACUCCCGACCCACUGCACUCGCCGCCGUCGCGACUCGGCGCCCCGCGUGGAGCCGCCUUCGACAUCGAACGGCGGUCUUUGCCCAACUCAAAGCCGGAGACAGCUAGUGGAGGCCAAAAGGCGCCGCUCACUGCCGGCCUUGGCGGUGGCAUUGACGGCCACCGGAUGGUGCUGCAGCCGAGUCAACAGCAUCUGCCGCAACCCCGGCGUCCCGUGGACGAGGAGCAGCUGCCUGCACGUCGCGACAGGCGUGAGUCGCGUGCGCUUGAGGACGCCGCGGUGGCGCGCCGCCCCUCCGCCCUCUCCCCCAUUUCUGGCGACCCUUAUGACCACUGCUCACCCUGCCAGGCUGCGUCUGCUGCGCCAGAGCGCGCCUCCCCGAGCACUGGUGACCCUCGCCUUCAACGACCGGGUCGUGCGCCGCAGCGGUACUUGAAGCCGCUCGGCGGGCGUGGCGAGAAUGGUCUGUCACCUGUGCCGAGCCCGACCUCUGGUCAGAGCCCCAGGCACGGUGCUGCUGGAGUUGAGCACCGUCAUAGGGGUUCCUCUGGUGUACCACCUCCUGUGAAGUCUAAGGCGUUGGUCAGCGCUGGCAACGCGAACCCGCCAUCGUCAGCCCCGGGGGAGCUAGUCGACAUUCCACGCACCGCAGCGCACUCUUCGAGAGCGCAGGCGAGCCCUUGUACACCAGUGAAGGAGGCGCUUCGUGCACUGCGUCGCAGCAAGGUGCAGGCGGGCGCACCGGCACCUCCGCCCUCAUCCGCGAUGGCGGCUGAGAUGAAGGACUUGCCGGCGAUCGUCGCCUCUCCUGAGCACGAGCGUGGGGUGCGUCGCAACCAUCCACGAUACCGAUUGGAAGAAGCUGCCUUGUACCAUGGCAUGAGGCGUGAACAGCCUUCUCGUGGAGACGAACGGGUGUCGGUGGAUGAGCACCGCAAACCGCACCACGCAGAGGUGUCCGCCGUGCCGAAUACGCUGGAGGCGCUGCGCAGUUUGCGUGCGCAGCAAGACAAGGCCAUGAGGGCGGAGGGCGGCGCCAGAGAGGAGGUCAAUCCUGGAGGACAGCUGGCGCUACUGAAGCAGCGGCAGCGGAUGCAACAGCGACCACGGCAGGAGUCAGCGUCUUCGGUUGUGUCUGUUCCGCUGGCACCGUGGCUCAUGACACGAGCCACGGAGGCUGCGGCGUCUCCCAGGUCGGAGGUGCCUUCCCGCCAUGACAGGAAGACUCCGGUGUCUCGCGAUAGCGCAGCAGCUCGACCUUCGGCGGCGCAUGUGACAGCGCUUUCGUUGGGUGACAUUAACCGCGGCGCUGCUCCGUCGCGAGCAGCUCCACCAUCGGCCCAAGCUGGUGCACCGCCGUCGCCGAACCCAUCAACCGGUGGCGGGGCCGGCGUUCAGAGCUCGAUGGAGGGGUAUGCGGAGAUGCUGCAGCACCUGAAAGACCUCCUUCAGCGCAGGCGCGUGAGCAGCACCGGCGGUGCUAGUGCCCCUACCUCACCGACGACCGCUGCCUCGGCACCGUCUGCGAUAGAACACCCACGUGACCCGGCGGUGCGGUCGCCGAUAUCGAUGCGGAACCGCGCGUUGCCUCCGCCACUGAAUCCGAGUCCGCUGGGCGGCGGGGACAUGAGCUGCGCGAGCGACAGCGGUGGCUCCGGCGUUCUCGUUUCUCCGCCGCACCUGAAGGCGACGAGGCCGCUGCACCCUCAACCAAACGCUGUUCCCGUUGUGGUCGUGCUCCCGGACUGCGAAGCGGAGGAGGAAGACGACGACUUCGAAGACGCCGUCCCGCUGUCGCCAGUGCGAUGUGCUGAGCUCAACGACGCCUACGUCCGCCAGCAGGACCAGCAGGAACAGAAAUGGCGUCAUGCACAGGAGGAUGUGUACACGAGCGACGUGGACUUGACAUCGGCGGCGAUGGAAGAGGAGCUGGAGGGCGAAGAAGGGUACACGGGCUACCAAAAACAGCCGUCUUCCAAAGAGGUGCCGAAGGGCAUCAAGUCCUGA
This is a messenger RNA of Leishmania major strain Friedlin, 4050 nucleotides long. Its product is annotated as putative serine/threonine-protein kinase Nek1. Gene Ontology annotation, biological process: protein phosphorylation. The transcript has a single exon. The record is from RefSeq and is a predicted model, not a curated record. Gene Ontology annotation, molecular function: protein kinase activity; ATP binding. NCBI's taxonomy places the organism in Eukaryota, Euglenozoa, Kinetoplastea, Trypanosomatida, Trypanosomatidae. Bases 1 to 4050 code for a protein of 1349 amino acids.